Molecule: messenger RNA, 4492 nt
Organism: Ornithodoros turicata
Lineage: Eukaryota; Metazoa; Arthropoda; Arachnida; Ixodida; Argasidae
Product: rhomboid-related protein 4-like
Exons: 4
Coding region: 152-877 (241 amino acids)
Cellular component (GO): membrane
Molecular function (GO): serine-type endopeptidase activity
Source: RefSeq, a predicted model, not a curated record
CGAAGGCGCGUUCUGUUGCCACCGUUCCAAGAGCUCCGUGCGGCCACUGCUCCGACGACGACUAAGAAGAAGAGAUCCGUGCAUUCUCCGUGGGAAGAAGAAGAAGAACAGGUCUUGUUGUUCAACCAUAUCGGUCGUGAUCGCAGAGAGGAUGCCAAUAUCGAAGGCCAUGUCAUUCUUAAGCCUGCCGUUGACACUGAUCGGGUGUGCGUGCCUUCGCACUCAUCGGCCCGUCACCCUCGUCACCAUCUUCCUUGUGGCUUGGAUUUCCAUGAAACUACGCAGCAGAGACCCUGUGGAGCUGACCGAGAAGGAGCCUCCAGCGUUGCCUGAGGAGUUCUGCAUCAGCGCCUGGGCGGUGAUACGAGAGGGUCACUUUAUCAACCUCCUCACGGCGCCCCUGAUGCACACCCCUAACACCUACGUGACAUAUACCAUCGUUUCUUUUGCACGAAAGGCACAGGCGCUGGAAUCCAGGCUGGGCACCAUCAGGUUUUUCUGGCUGCUAUUGACAACAGCGCUCUUAUGCGGCUCGAUGCAAAUUUUCUGCGACUUGGUCAUGGCUGGGCUGUACGACGAAGGGUACACGCAUAACUGUUCCUACGGUCUCCUGGGGGUCGUUUUCGCGUUUAAGACGAUGAACAGUGCCGCAAGCAACACCCCAUUCCGGCUCCGCGUCCGAAGAGCGUCCGAUUCCAGAGCGACGACGAUAGUGUUGCCAGACAGCGCUCUGUCCUGGAUGGAACUAGUCUUGGCGUCUUACAUCGCGCCUCCGUCGACACGUUCUUACCACUUCACGGGUGUCGUGGCCGGCACAUGCAUCGUCUUCGUGUCACGGUUCGUCGCUCGACGCGGCUAUGUUAUAUGGACAGUGUAAAAAUUAAGACUAUCGCGUAAGAUUAUGACUGUCUCGCGCAGAUACGACAAAAUAAUUGUGUGUCAAGCGGACGCAAUUUACCGCGCCCUUUUUUUUCAGUUUUUACUCGUAUACGUGUUGUUGCAAACAUGUUGAAAAUGUGUUCAUCUUUAGAGGCAAGAGUAGAGCUGUUUCACCGGUCGUGGCAAGGCGCGUGUUUCUCGGUAUUACGGCGGCAUUUCGCCAGGGAGCGUCAGUGAUAUUGUUAGAUUUGUAUGUACUGCUUGCGACAUACUUGUCUGAAAUCUUCAUUCGGUGGUUCAACAGCUCGUAUUGGGCUCUGUCGCCUUCGAAGGGGCUUUACCAAUAUUGUAUCUGAAGGCGGGCAGUGUACCACAGGAUUCUAUUAGACAGGGGAGAAAUAAUCUCGUUAACAGCUGGAUAUUUCAGAUUGGACAGACCAUGAGGUGUCGACUUCAGACAAGUAUGUCGCAAGCAGUAUACGUACGUCUUGUGAAGUUCGCGUUUAUCGAGUUAGACUUUUGUGCUCGAGAGAAAGAUUACCGAUGGAAGAGACCAGUAUCCGAGCGCCUCCUGCCGCCAUGAGUUGACUGACGAUUUGAGUAAAGGAUCCACGGAGUUCAAUUGUUCUCGUUGAGUGGUAUUUACGAGAUCGAUUUUUUUUUUAUUUAGUAGAGACUACAGUUGUGGACGUAGCCUGAUUACUGCGUCUGCCGAGGGGCGUACACUCAACUCAGCUCCUUUUGUACGUGAUCGUGUUUAUGCUGUGUGUUUUCGUGCACUUACGGAACCAAAUAUAUUUUAUUACCCGCUGAAAAAAGUCACUCAUUCACGUAACUUCCGCCCUCCACGGUAUCCUGCAAGCCGAACUGAUUGGUCCCACCAGUUUUCGUUUUUACCGAGCUCCACGACAGUUCCUCUCUCCGUGGCCCAGAGGAAGAAUAGUCUCUGUUCGAAAUAUCGGCAGCGCUCGUUCUAAGGCACUUUUCCCUUCACAUUUUCUUACCGCGGUUCGCUGAAUUUGCUUCGUUUCUCUGAGAGACUGUUCCGUUGUUCUAUGGUUGCUUUACAGUUACGGUUACCACCAAUUAACAACUCCUGCUUUGCACAAUCUCUAUGUGCUCCGGGUGCUUCGAGCUCCCCGGCCUUGCUUUACAGGGAACUGUGCCUACAUAUUUACACAGGAUAGGAUUCACGGAGGAUAUGUCUCAGUUUCGAUAAGGACCGGUGGUGCGAUUCGAACUUUAUUCAAUUGCUAUUCUCUGAUUGAAAAGCGCCAUCUAGUAACAUGAGCAGUUAACAGUUGUCGUGAAGAUGACAAAUAUGUGUUGUUCCGCAUCGCACUGCUCAGUUCGUGAUUUCCGUGAUAUUAUAGUUCUAAAAUAAAAUAUCUAGACGUACCUCGAUCCCAUGGUUAGAAACGAAAGCAACGACGCUGGCGCCAAUGCGCGGAUAUUGCACGAAGUCAAAGAGCAGCUGAUCGAAUCGCCUUAUUGUAGUCGCACGUCACCAGGAAGGAAGCUUACGAAAUCUCGCACGAUCUACAAUCGGAUUGAAUCUUAAUUCUCCUUGACCAGGAUAGGCCUCACAGAAUCACAUCAGCCCAAAUGACUAUAGGCAACGUGUAUAGCAUACAUGGUUACGUGUGCUUCAGAGAUCUAAACAGAUGACACACUGUCUGUAACGCAAUGUAACUCUGUCUUUGGACUCUGCACAUAAACGGACGGUGAGCCUUACUUCGCCAACUGUUUAUACUCAGGAUAUCUCGUAUUCGCCUUGGGCGAAGUGAAAUAAAUAAAAGCGCACGAUGAAGCAUAUUCCUCUUCGCCAACUUCAGGAAAGUUAAAACGCGUACGAAACAUCAAAGCACAUCUAGAGCCAUACUUUUGUUUUCAAAACGUUUAUCGUACCUUCAACGUUAGUGAACGCACAAAGUUAAGAAUAAGGCUCUAAAAAAAAUUGUAUUAAUAACAGCUGUUUACAGUAACGAGUAAACAAACCGAAAAGGGACAUGCGCGUGGGUAUAAUAUCCGAUCAUUCCAUUGUGGUGGCUCCCACAUCAUGCAAUGGACAGCAUGCCAAAGAAUAUCUUCUUUGUUGUGUCCUUUGAUAUAGAGUAGUAAUUGCUAGUUUUUAUGUCGAGUAUUACCAUAGUGUUUUGAUAUGGAUGCUCAUUAAAAAUCGGAGGAAAAUCUCAGGAAAAUGCUCCAGGUCAUCGAAUCUCGAAUCAUUAAAAUUUGCAGGGUGUGUAAGGUAUGGCUAUUGAUGCUACGCUUAUCAGCGUUGAUUGCAAAUGAUAAAAAAAAAAGAACUAUAUCCUCUCUAUGGGGAAGUGUGACAGCUCGCACUGGGGUUGGCGGGUGGUGAUCGACACCACGCUGGUUGACCCACAGGUGACCGUUACGGGUGGUUAUAGAUGCAUCGAAUGAAAUCGUUCGCGUUUAAUAAAAAAAAUUUUUUUUUGUAGAAUAUGUACUAUCUGUCUUGCCUCUUUUUCAGGUGCGAAGGCUUUUCAGCUGGGUUUUUCUCCUUCACCUGACUGGAAUUACAAUUGUCACUCUUCCCAGCACUAUUGGCUUUCAUAAAUGUUUUCCCUAUUUUUAUUUCUGUCAGCAUUAAACAUAUCCACCCCCUGGCGCUUAACCCUUGCUUAACUCGUAAAAUCUCUCCAGCGCGAGAGUGAACGGGCCCCUCUCCACUGACGCUACGCUUCACCGAGGCCCAAAAGUGCGUUACAGAAAUGCUAUCGCAUUUGAUAGUUACUAUUUGUGCAGAGUAACCGUACUUGGUGUUUUGGUGCUUUAUGGCACAAGAGAACCGUACUUGGAACUGAGGUUGUACCGGAACAUUCCGUUCGAUUCCGUGAUGCCACCGAUGCAACAGACACUCGUUCCAAGUGCACCUAAUCUGUCUCGAGUGCACCAGUAACUUAAAAGACACUACGUCGUAGGGAAGACUAUCGGUUGACGCAUGGCGAUAAGUGUAUUCAAUAAGCAUUCAGCAAUAAGCGAUAAGUAUGUGCAAGAGCUGAUAAGGCACUAAGGAACUCGAGCGAUUUCAACCUGGGGUCUUUCCAAGUGAACGUAGUUUCCUGGCACUUUACAAUGGCACAAAAACGUGCCAUAAAGGAUAAAGUCUCGAGUGGAUUAGUGGGCAAAAAGCAGCUUUGUGCAUAUCGGCUUUACCAUUAGCUUUACCGCUUCCGAAUUCGUAGCAGAGUAGCAGUCCCGUUACACUUAAGUUUGUAUAGUGUAUCUCUGCUAGAUUGCCGGCGCAGGGAACGUACAGAUAUGCGUGGAGGGACGUGAAACUUUUUUUCAAGUAUACUUCUGUAUGCGUACCACUGGAAUCGGAGAAUAUUUCCAUAUUUCAAACCAGCUCCCAGUCACAGCAUUACAAAAUGGUCCAAAUAUAAAAUAUUAAAAAUAAAUAAAUAUAUAAAAAUAUAAAUAAAUAAAUAAAUUGGCCGACCGAAUACGCUCCAAGCGAAAUUUGGGCAACCGCGCCGGCGCAGGGAACCUACAGACACAGUCAUGUAUCCAGAACACCCUACACACCCUAACACCCCCCAAAAUCGGGAGGAGACCCCCCUAAAUUUUGUGAGAUUGCACAAUA